Molecule: messenger RNA, 2248 nt
Organism: Sphaerodactylus townsendi
Lineage: Eukaryota; Metazoa; Chordata; Lepidosauria; Squamata; Sphaerodactylidae
Gene: MRC2
Product: mannose receptor C type 2
Exons: 11
Coding region: 1-2241 (746 amino acids)
Molecular function (GO): signaling receptor activity
Source: RefSeq, a predicted model, not a curated record
AUGCGAUCAGAUGUCUGUGAUUCUGGAGAAAGUGGGAAGGAUCCCCUAAUUGGGGAGGGGAAGGGACUGGUCUUGGGCAUGUUCUUUGUGUCUGGGUCCUUCACAGAGGCUUUGGUUUUCGUCGAUCGCCUGGGCGAAAAAGUUGACUCGGUUUUCAUCGAUUUCCGUCACCUGCUGUCCAUCAAAACCGCAUCAAUAGAGGGCGACCCAGGACUGCGGGGGUACGCGGAGUCGUCCAGGGGCAGCCCUUGGGGAGUCCGGAGGGAGCCGCCUUUCCCCUCCGAGCGACGAGGCCCGCGGCUGGCGGCGAAGCGGAGCAUCCCCGGCCUCGCAGGGCCGCCCUGUCCGAAGGCGACCGCCCGGCGCAGUCUCCGAGCCAGCCGGGCCCGCCGGCAGCAGCGCCUCCUGGACGGCUUCCCGGCGGAGCGCGCCCAGCUUGGCCGGCGAGCGCCUUCGACGGCGCGGGGUCCCCGGCUGGCCCGCCCCCGCCCCUUGCCACGUGGGGCCUCCUGGCCGCGCCGGCCGCCCGCCCGCCCGCCCACCCGCGGCGGGAAGCUUGGCCGGCCUCCCCCGCCGCAGCCUUCGAGGCGGCCCCGCUCCCUCCGCCCACCAGCGGCCGGCCGGGCAGCCUGCGGGGCUCGUGACGCGGCGGCGGCGGCGGCAGGAGGACUCGUCGGGGUUGCUGCUGCUGCACUCCGCCGUCCAGCCGCGUCCGGAGAGCCCGGAGGCCCCCCCCCCCCGACGGCCAUGAGCCCCCGCAGCCCCCGGCCUGGGCUGUUGGGCUGCGCCUGGGGCAUCGCCGUGGCCCUGCAGCUGGGGCUCCUCGCCGGCGCGCUUCUGCCAGAUUCUGGGAUAUUUCUCAUCUAUAACAGUGAGUUGCUUGGCUGCUUGGAGACAAAAGAUUCCCUCGUGAAGAUUUCCAAGACCUGUAACUCCAGCUCUCCUGCUCAGAAGUGGAAAUGGGUUUCUCGGAGCCGGCUUUUCAACGUUGGGGCCUUGCAGUGCCUGGGUAUUUCCUGGAAAUCUGCCAACACCAGUUCAGUGACCCACGGCCUGGCCACCUACGAGUGUGACCAAGAGUCUGCCAACAUGCGGUGGAACUGCCGAACUCUCGGGGACCAGCUUUCCCAGUAUUUGAACUCCAGGCUGGGAAACUGGUCACAGACCUCAGCAGAGAGGGGCGACCAGGCGCGCAGAGGCCCCUGGAAGGUGUAUGGCCAAGAAGACGAUCUGUGCUCCAAGCCAUAUUCUGAGAUUUACACCAUCCAAGGCAACUCACACGGGAAGCCCUGUACCAUCCCCUUCAAGUACGAUAACCUCUGGUUCUACGACUGCACCAGUAUGGGUCGUGAAGACGGUCACCUCUGGUGCGCCACAACGCAAGAUUAUGGCAAAGAUGAACGGUGGGGCUUCUGCCCCAUAAAGAGCAGUGACUGCGAUACAUUCUGGGAUAAGGAUCACUUCACCAGUAGCUGCUAUCAAUUCAACUUUCAGUCCACCCUGUCUUGGCAGGAGGCUGGAAAGAGCUGCGAGCAGCAAGGGGCUAGCUUACUCAGUAUCCCUGAGAUCCACGAGCAGACAUACAUCAAUGGACUCCUCACAGGUUAUAGCUCCACACUCUGGAUUGGGCUGAAUGAUUUGGACCUUAAUGGGGGCUGGCAGUGGUCAGACAACUCACCCUUGAAGUUCCUCAACUGGGAGAAUGGUCAGCCAGACAAUCCCCAUGAAGAAAACUGUGGAGUGAUUCGGACUGAAUCAUCAGGAGGGUGGCAAAACCGGGAUUGCAGCAUUGCUCUGCCUUACAUUUGCAAGAAAAAACCAAAUGCCACCUCUAAUACAUAUCUGACAGAUCCGUGGCUGGAGACGAAGGUUGACUGUGAUCCCAGCUGGCAGCCGUUCCAGUCUGACUGCUACCGACUGACCAGUGAAAAGAAGACUUGGUUGGAUGCCAAAAAGACCUGCCUGUGGAGCGAAGGAGACCUGGUGAGCAUACACACCGUCCCUGAGCUGGAGUUUGUGACCAAGCAAAUCAAGCAAGAUGUUGAGGAACUCUGGAUUGGCUUGAACGACCUCCGCCUGCAGAUGAACUUUGAGUGGUCCGAUGGCACGCCCGUGCAGUUCACUUUCUGGCACCCUUUUGAGCCCAACAAUUUCAGGGACAGCCUGGAGGACUGUGUGACAAUCUGGGGACCGGAAGGAAGGAAGGAAGGACAGCCAUCAAGACCCAGAGACCCUGCCUAGCGGCUGC